AACAUACGUUAAUCAGGUAAUGUUGAAUGUCGAGGCGUCGCAGCUUCCCAGGACGUUUCACCUUGACGUUGCUUCCGAGUUGACUUGAUCACGAAGCACCAUGGCCAAGGAGCAUGCCUUCCAGACCCGGGCGCUCAAUUACUGUAUCUUCACUACGGCUGUCAUAGCAAUAUGCGCGGCCGCAAACUACCCCAUCUUGCGGUGGAUAUUCACCGUGCACACCAAGUACUGCACCACGCACGCGUGCGAACGGCUCACGCGCGACAUUCGCACAUCCAUGAACAGGAAGCAGCCACCGUGCCAAGACUUUUACGAGUUCACUUGCGGAAAAUGGCAACACGCUCAUCCCGGGUUCCUCAAUCAAACGGAGUACACGUACAACAGGGUGGUGGCGGAGGUAGUGAGAAAUUUAAAGCGCAUCGACGUUCCAUCCAGCAACCAGACAGCGGUGCAAAAGGCGGCCGCAGCGUUCCGGUCGUGUUUGAGCAUGAUAAACAGCGAAGCGAUGAACAGCGAGGAGCUUGUGAACUUCAUCGCGAGCCUUGACAUCAUGUGGCCAUCAGGCGGCACCACGGGCCAGCUCAAAGCGCUCGACGUGCUCGUGAAGCUGUCCUUGUCUUUUGACAUGCACUUUCUUUUCACCGUGGACACGUAUAUAGACUACAGCGAGACGUACAGCUUGCGCGUAUCCGUUCCAAGUCACAUGCUGUACGCGAAUACGCACAAUUACACCUCCAAUGAAGUGAAGAAACAAGCGCUUAACCUGCUAUUUGCCAACGAAAACUUGGACGCUAUGCUCACGGUACUCACCAAGUUUGAGCAAAAAAUAAAGAAAACAAUGGCCUCAGUGACCGCUGUGCGGCGUUUCACCGACACUCUCACAUUUAGAGACAUCGGGAAAUACAUGCCAAACCAGCCAGGCUCCGAUUGGGUGCACGCCAUUAACAAGGAGCUACCAGACAUCAAAGCGAUCACAAAGAACACGCCUGUUCGCGUCGAUGAUGUCGCCCAUCUUGAAGCAAUAUCUGAACUAGUUUACGAGCUGGAAGACCAAAUGUUACUGUCUUGGUUCGUCGGCUGGAAUGUGUUCGAAGUGUUGGCACUCGAUGCUUCCUACCAGCUAGGCGUUGUCUUGGCGGGCACAUCUGACAUAUUCAACGAGAAGCACUGUUUCUACGCCGUGCGCGACAACCUUCACUUCGCCCUUACUACCAAGGAUCUGCUAUCCUUCAGCGAGCCGUCCACGCGAGCUGCCAUUUCGAAUACGGCCAGUGCGGUUUGGCGAAGCUACCGUCACUACAUUCGCGCCAACGAGUGGAUGGACAUGUCAACAAAAGCACGUGCUCAGGAGAAGGCGAGGCAAAUGGUUUUACUUGACGGCUACCCGCGGUUCGUCGAUAACGCAGAAAGCCUAAACAAAUUUUACACUUACAUACCGGACCUGACUCCCGAUUUCAUGAAAACGAUAAUAAUACUCAGACAAGCUGAGUUGAAUUACUUGAAGAGCUACCUUCACCUGUCAGCGGAGAAAACUAACCUGCAAAAGUGGAAUUAUCCUUUAUUGAGUCUUGAUUCCCUCAGGUUUCACAAUGACCUAAACAAAAUUGUCGUGCCGGUCGCCGCGGCCGCGGAACCUCUUUACCUGAAGUACUUUCCAACAUCGUGGAAGUUCGGAGGCUUAGGAACCGCCAUUGCAGAGCAGAUGUUCCAUGCCUUCGACGUAACUGGAAAAGACUUCGACGGCUUUGGCGGCCCUCUGGACUGGUGGUCCAACAAUACGCGGCUUGCGAACAAUAAGAGGUCCCUAUGCUACCUGAAGGACUUCGUGCAGUGGUCGGAAGGCGCGCCCGGAUUGUCUACAGUGGAGCAGUACAGGUCCUUGCUUGCCUCCGUAGAAGGCGUUCGUCAGGCGUUUCGAGCGUAUGCCCUGAAGACGGACGCAAACCGAAAGCAUUUGCGUACCAUUGACUUCCUGGCACCCUCCCAGAUCUUCUUCUUGAGCUACUGCUUUCGAUGGUGUUCCAAAGAUGAGCCCCGGAGCGCUAUGAAUGCGCACAUGUGCAACUUCCCACUAGCUUACAGCAAGCACUUCACCGAUGUCUACGGCUGCCAAAAAGGCGAUCGCAUGUACUACCGGCGGAAAUGCAAGUAACACCCCUGUCGGCAUCCAUCACU
Molecule: messenger RNA, 2175 nt
Organism: Rhipicephalus sanguineus (brown dog tick)
Lineage: Eukaryota; Metazoa; Arthropoda; Arachnida; Ixodida; Ixodidae
Product: endothelin-converting enzyme 1
Exons: 2
Coding region: 101-2152 (683 amino acids)
Biological process (GO): protein processing
Cellular component (GO): plasma membrane
Molecular function (GO): metalloendopeptidase activity
Source: RefSeq, a predicted model, not a curated record